UCCCCGCGCGCCAUCUCCCGUUCCCCACAACUGGCCCGAAGAGUAACCCCCCAAACGCAGCCAGAAGCGGCUCCCAACUCUUCGGCGGGAGCAGGUUGGAGGCUAGAUUUCGGAGAGACUCUGGAUUGGGGUCCGUCGCCGGCCCCUCCUCCUGGAUCCGGCUUGAUUUUCAUGUUUUAAAAGAGGAUUUUCUCAUUACCUUUGAACACUCCUUUUAACAAAAUUUCUGGAGGAGCUCGGUGAGGAAGAUUUUGAGGGGGGAUCUUAUUUUAAGGGGGGAAAAAGCACCGAGGGGGCAUUUAUUAAUUUUCUUGGGUUUUGGAAUCGUUUGGACGAGAGAGCGAGAGAUCGAGAGAUCGAGAGCGAGGAGGGAAGAGUGGAAAGGACCCGCGAGGCGCGCCAGCCCGAGCCGCCUCCUUCCCGGCCGCCCCCUCCCCACUCCCCCCGACACACACUCGCUCGCUGGCUCGCCGGCGCGCGCACACCCCCCGCGCCGGACCCGCACCUCGGCGGGCGCCACACUCUCGGCAGCCCCGAGCCGCGGCAGCCGCAGCGGGAUGGAGGCAGCGCGCACCGAGCGCCCCGCAGGCUGGCCCGGGGCGCCUCUCGCCCGGACGGGGCUCCUGCUCCUGUCGACGUGGGUUCUGGCUGGCGCCGAGAUCACUUGGGGCGCGACGGGCGGUCCUGGGCGCCCUGUGGCCCCGGCUUCGCGGCCGCCGGCGCUGCCUCCUCUCUUCCCGCGGGCAGUGGUAAGCCAGUGGCCGGAGCAGCUGGCGACGGCGCGGAGAGGCGCUGCACUGGGGCGCCGGCCCGGACCAGAGCCGCUGCCCCAGCCAGGAGGCGGCAGCGGCAGCGUUGGAAAGAAGCAGGGAGAAGCCGGGGGACCGUCGCCGGCAGGCGCGCUGUGGGAACAAGGCACCCAGGCUCAGGGCAAGCCUGGCGGCGCGAGGAGGAGUCGCCGGGCGCAGCCCCCCAGUGCCCUGGAACGCGGGGACGCCCGGGCCACUGCCUUGGCCGAUGGUUCCAAAGGAAGCCGCCCUCUGGCCAAGGGCCUUCGGGAGGAGGUGAAGGCGCCGCGGGCCGGGGGCGCGGCGGCCGAAGAGCUCAGGCUGCCUAGCACCUCGUUCGCGCUGACCGGGGACUCGGCCCACAAUCAAGCCAUGGUCCACUGGUCGGGACACAACAGCAGCGUGAUCCUUAUCCUGACGAAGCUGUAUGACUUCAAUCUGGGGAGCGUGACUGAGAGUUCACUGUGGAGGUCAACGGAUUAUGGCACAACCUAUGAGAAGCUGAAUGACAAAGUGGGCUUGAAGACUGUCCUCAGUUACCUCUACGUCAAUCCCACCAACAAAAGGAAGAUCAUGCUUCUUAGUGAUCCUGAAAUGGAGAGCAGCAUAUUAAUCAGCUCAGAUGAGGGGGCCACCUAUCAGAAAUACCGGCUCACUUUCUACAUCCAGAGUCUGCUCUUCCAUCCCAAGCAGGAGGACUGGGUGCUGGCCUACAGUCUGGAUCAAAAGCUCUACAGCUCCAUGGACUUUGGAAGACGGUGGCAACUCAUGCAUGAACGCAUCACACCCAACAGGUUUUACUGGUCAGUGGCCGGAUUGGAUAAGGAAGCAGACCUGGUGCACAUGGAGGUGCGGACCGCCGACGGAUAUGCUCACUACCUCACCUGCAGGAUCCAGGAAUGUGCUGAGACCACUCGCAGUGGGCCUUUUGCCCGCUCCAUUGACAUCAGUUCCCUGGUUGUUCAGGAUGAAUAUAUCUUCAUUCAGGUGACAACUGGUGGAAGAGCCAGCUACUACGUGUCCUAUCGGAGAGAGGCCUUUGCCCAGAUAAAGCUGCCCAAGUACUCCCUGCCCAAGGACAUGCACAUUAUCAGUACCGUUGAGAACCAGGUGUUUGCAGCCGUCCAAGAAUGGAACCAGAACGACACGUACAAUCUCUACAUCUCAGACACGCGGGGUAUCUACUUCACCCUGGCCAUGGAGAACAUUAAGAGUAGCCGAGGCCUAAUGGGGAACAUUAUUAUUGAAUUGUAUGAGGUAGCAGGUAUCAAAGGGAUAUUCUUGGCAAACAAGAAGGUGGAUGACCAGGUGAAGACGUAUAUCACUUACAACAAGGGCAGAGACUGGCGCCUCCUUCAAGCCCCAGAUGUGGACCUGCGUGGAAGUCCGGUACACUGCCUGCUGCCCUUCUGCUCCUUACACCUGCACUUGCAGAUCUCUGAAAAUCCAUAUUCUUCUGGAAGAAUCUCUAGCAAGGAGACAGCCCCAGGACUCUUGGUGGCUACAGGCAACAUUGGCCCGGAGCUCUCAUACACUGAUAUUGGUGUGUUCAUCUCUUCUGAUGGGGGCAACACAUGGAGACAGAUCUUUGAUGAAGAGUACAAUGUCUGGUUCCUAGACUGGGGUGGCGCCCUCGUGGCCAUGAAACACACACCUCUGCCAGUCAGACAUUUGUGGGUGAGUUUUGACGAGGGCCACUCCUGGGACAAGUAUGGCUUCACUUCGGUUCCUCUCUUUGUUGACGGGGCUCUGGUGGAGGCGGGAGUGGAGACCCAAAUCAUGACAGUUUUUGGCCACUUCAGCCUCCGUUCUGAAUGGCAGUUGGUGAAAGUGGACUACAAAUCUAUCUUCAGCCGGCGCUGCACCAAGGAGGACUAUCAGACCUGGCACCUGCUCAACCAGGGGGAGCCCUGUGUCAUGGGAGAAAGAAAAAUAUUCAAGAAACGCAAGCCAGGAGCUCAGUGUGCCCUGGGCCGAGACUCCUCCGGGACAGUGCUCUCAGAACCCUGUGUCUGUGCCGACUGGGACUUUGAAUGCGACUAUGGCUAUGAGAGACAUGGAGAGAGCCAGUGCGUCCCAGCUUUCUGGUACAACCCAGCAUCGCCGUCAAAGGACUGCAGCCUUGGUCAAAGCUACCUUAACAGCACUGGCUGGAAUAAAUGUGAUUAUGUUGGAUGGUGUGCCAAUUCAUGGAAGCCAUAUCCCUUUGUUUGGCAUGAAUUUAGGGAUAAGGAGAACUUCUUUUAUCUUUUUGGGUGUCCCGUGGAGCAUGUUCAUCUCCGAGUGCCAUUUGUCGCCAUAAGAAAUAAGGAGGUCAACAUCAGUGCAGUUGUGUGGCCCAGUCAGCUGGGGACCCUUACCUAUUUCUGGUGGUUCGGCAAUAGCACGAAGCCCCUCAUCACCUUGGACAGCAGCAUCUCGUUCACAUUCUUGGCCGAGGGCACCAACACUAUCACUGUCCAGGUGGCUGCUGGGAAUGCCCUUAUCCAGGACACAAAAGACAUUGCUGUGCAUGAAUAUUUCCAGUCUCAACUCUUGUCAUUCUCUCCAAACCUGGAUUACCACAACCCUGACAUUCCUGAGUGGAGGCAAGAUAUUGGCAAUGUCAUCAAGAGAGCUCUGGUUAAAGUAACUGGUGUCCCAGAAGACCAGAUCCUAGUGGCCGUGUUCCCUGGCCUCCCCACUUCAGCAGAGCUCUUCAUCCUUCCCCCCAAGAACUUGACGGAGAGGAGGAAAGGCAACGAAGAGGACCUGGAACAAAUUGUAGAGAUGCUGUUUAAUGCUCUAAACCAAAACUUGGUGCAGUUUGAGCUGAAGCCAGGGGUUCAAGUCAUUGUGUAUGUCACACAGCUGACAUUAGCUCCAUUGGUGGACUCCAGUGCUGGGCACAGCAGCUCAGCCAUGCUUAUGCUCUUGUCAGUCGUGUUUGUCGGUCUGGCUGUGUUUCUGAUCUACAAGUUCAAAAGGAAAAUCCCCUGGAUUAACAUCUAUGCUCAAGUCCAACACGACAAGGAGCAGGAGAUGAUUGGGUCAGUGAGCCAAAGUGAAAACGCCCCCAAAAUCACACUCAGUGACUUCACCGAGCCCGAGGAACUGCUGGACAAAGAGCUGGACACCCGGGUCAUAGGCGGCAUUGCCACCAUUGCAAACAGCGAAAGCACAAAGGAGAUCCCCAACUGCACUAGCGUUUAAUACCAACCAGCCACGUGCUUAACCAUCUUUCUGACUUUAUUUUUGAUGAUUACUAUGACUAUUAUUAAGGAAAAAUGAAAAUGUCUUUUUUACCUUUUGUUUACCAAGGGCCCCUUCAUAAAUAGCAGGCAGAUGCUUAGCUUUGGGAGGCAAAAGGCAUUCUUAGCUGAUUCAAAUGAGACAAAAAGAAUAAAUGGCUGUAUUUGUGCUAAGGGCAAAGGACACAUCUUCCCAUGGCCUUCUUGCUUUAUUCUGCCACUGACUGUGUGAGAACUGUCUUUUUCCUAGUGGUCUCUUUUCUUCUUUUUUUAAAUUAUUUUUUAUUUUUUUAAGUUGGGUUGGCUUCUCAUUAACCUCUCCUGUGCCCCUCCCCCCCAACAUCAUCCACACUCUCCCCCCGACACACACACCUGAAACACACACCAUUUCCCAGUUAGAUCUGCGGGAGGUGGGUUGGUGGGGAGUGAAAGUAGCUGCAGAAAGCCUGCACACCUUAAUGAAUGAGGCCCUGCCUCGUGCAUGUCAAUAGCAAGGCUACAGACAGCUUACUGUAUAUAAUUACAAUGUAAAUAGCUUUUUAUUUCCGAAGAAAUAAUUUAAUGUUUAGUAAAAAAGAAAACAGAAAAAAGAAAGACGCGUGUGUUGGCUUAUGCACUCACCCUCAGAGCUGACCAACCCCCAGGCCUGCAAGAUGUGUUGGGUUCUGGAUGCUUUCCGGUUGUCUGUCACACUUAACUCUUGCAUCGCUGUGCCCAUGCCAUAGCUGCUUUCUACUUGUGUAUAUAAAGGGGGGCGGGGGGAGGGCUUCUCUGGGACAAGUCGUCAAGGAAGGACUAGAGGGACAUCCUAGAAUAUGGGGGGCUUUCUGUGCCAUCAGUGACCUGGGAGAAGUGGCAAGAUGAAGCCCACUGGAGACUUCGAAGUGAGACACAGGUGGGGAAACAAGGCUUCACCCCUCAAAAAGGAAAGCAUGCAGGGUAUUUGUCAGCCUGAGAAGAUGGGUUUUCUCUAAAGAAGCUUGGCCACAGAUCUGAAAGGGACAGUGAUUCUGCUUUCUGGUUGGAUUCCAUGGAAAUGGGUAAUCCUUCUGGAGAAUUCUUGGGCUAUUUUGAGCUCAGAAAAGUCCCCUGGGCACCAGGUGAGGCCUGGUGAGUUCAUCUUGGCACAGGAGGAGUCACAGCGGUUGGGAAGAAUGUGGCAUUAGUGGCAUCACGAGUCUUUAUAAGCCCUUGCAGGCCAAAUAGGGGGCUAGCCUUUCAUGAUAUUAGUCAAAGAUGAUUUUAGCAAAGCUGUGCUAUUUGCUUGUCAGGUGUACACAACUUCCUUAAAGUCAAAUGUCUGCCUUCAGUUCCCUUAAGAUAGUUCUUGCCUCUGGGGCAAGUGGCAUUCAAAGCCCACAUUCUCGUCCCCAGCGCCCCAGCCCCUCCACCCAUUCGCACACACCACUUCUGUUCCGUAGGUCACUCUAAGCCAUGCUGUAGCAUUGUUUUCUCUUCAGGCUCAGCCUGAGAACACUUGUUGUACACAAUGGUAUCCUGUAUAUAUAUGGGAGGAAAGGCCGGAUUUUUGUACCUGUGAAUCUUUGUGAGAUAUCGUUCGCCUUCUUCUCUGUGAGACCCUGAGAGAAUGCGAUCCAGAACAGUCUGACUGGCUACAGCAUAGAUGGGGAUAAGGAGUGCUUCUCAAGAUCCUGCUUUUUUGUUUCAAGGGUUAAAUGGGGCAGACAGUUGCAAUACUUGUACUAAAUA
This is a messenger RNA of Ailuropoda melanoleuca (giant panda), 5728 nucleotides long. It is a transcript of the gene SORCS3, whose product is annotated as sortilin related VPS10 domain containing receptor 3. The record is from RefSeq and is a predicted model, not a curated record. Gene Ontology annotation, cellular component: postsynaptic density membrane. Lineage: Eukaryota; Metazoa; Chordata; Mammalia; Carnivora; Ursidae. The coding region runs from base 558 to 3980 and encodes 1140 amino acids. Gene Ontology annotation, molecular function: protein binding. The transcript has 26 exons.